GAGAGAGAGAAUGGGUGCAAAAGCAAAUGCGAUGCCCAUGGUGAGCAAGAUGUGGUGUUCAACAUCUCAAGUGGUUCUUGCAGUGAGAACGAGGCCACAUGUUGUGUAUGGAGGAGGUUUUGUGGUUUCAGAUUGUAGUACCCAAAAGGUUGUUUUCAAAGUAGAUGGCUGUGGAAUUCUUGGUAAAAAGGAAGAAAUGAUUCUAAGAGAUGGCAAUGGUGAUGCUCUGCUUCUCAUCCGUCGUAAGGGAGGAGGUAUAGUUGAGGCACUGAACAUUAACAAACAAUGGAAAGGGUAUGCUUUUGACUAUGAAGGAUCACAAAAGUUGGUUUUCACCUUAAAAGAGCCUAAUUCAUGUCUCCUCAAGAAGAACAAUCCAAUCAGAAUCUCAACUCAACACGGGGGUUGUGGCACAGCUUGGGACUUUGAGAUCAAGGGUUAUUUUCCAGAUAGAGCUUGCUGCAUUGUUGACUCCAUUGGCAACAUCAUAGCUCAGGUUGAUAUGAAGAAAGAGGUAGAGGCGUUGAUGACAUCGGCAAGCAAAGAUCUGUAUCAUGUUGUUGUGAAACCAGGAGUUGACCAGGCCUUUGUUUUUGGAAUCAUUGCUGUUCUUGACUACAUCUAUGACGGGUCGACCCGGUGCUGAUCCUUGAGUCAUAACUCGGUGAAGAAGAUAACAAGCUGUAUAGUCAACAAAUCAUGGUUUAUUUUCUUUUUGUAUAACAAUCAACUAAUUAAGAAUUCUAUGUUUUUGGAUGUAUUUGCCAGGCAGAAUUCUUGUUGUAUGAAAACGAUUUUAUGUAUUGUUAUUUGUUAUGCUGA
Camellia sinensis is the source of this 822-nucleotide messenger RNA. The record is from RefSeq and is a predicted model, not a curated record. Lineage: Eukaryota; Viridiplantae; Streptophyta; Magnoliopsida; Ericales; Theaceae.